Molecule: messenger RNA, 1199 nt
Organism: Schistosoma curassoni
Lineage: Eukaryota; Metazoa; Platyhelminthes; Trematoda; Strigeidida; Schistosomatidae
Source: the annotation of a GenBank genome assembly
AUGAAUCAAUCAAGACAUUUCAUUGGAUCUAAUCCAUUGAACGCCAAUUCCUUUUUAAUAAGAAGUAAAAGUUUUCAACAUAUUACCACCAACUAUUAUAAAUCAUCAAUAAUGAAAUUAUGGAAACAUGAACAUUGGAAUUGUAUUCCAUGGAAAUCUGAUCUAACAUUAUUUCAAAAUAAUAAUAAUAAUAAUACACUUGAAAUGGAUCACAGAUCAUGGUUAUACUUAUAUUAUAAUACAAAAUAUAUACAUGAAACAACAGUUUAAAAAACAAAACAAAACAAAACAUCAAUGAGUAUCUAUACACAACUCAUGAAUAAUCUGUCCAGUAUGGAUCUAUUCAAUGAAUGGAGUAUAAACAAUAUCCUUGUAUAUGAUAUUUAAGAUAAAGUAGACUAUGGUUAAGAAUGAUUCUGUAUCAAUGGUCAACUAUUAACUUUUGUUAUAAUGAUGAUUAGAUAAAUUGUACGUAUAUAUAUUACGUUUGGAAGUUUGCCGAUAAAAUCAAUACUGGCUUCUUUCAUUAAAUAUAAUAAAGGGUUGUUAUAUAUUCAAUUUUACAUAUCGUUAUUUGUUAUAAUGAGAGAGAUUAGAUUCUUAAUAUACUAUGUACAAUGUGAGCACUGGAAAGUUAAAACUCUUUCAAGUUCUAAAUGAAAAGAUAGAAGAUAAGUAAGAAGGAAUGCUAUUCUUAAAAGUGUCAAUUAUGGUAGAAAAGUGUUAGGUAUUUAUAGGAAAUCAUCAUUAUAGUCCUCCCUCAAAAAGUGAAGAGAGUCAACUCUACCUCUCCUAAUGCUCUCAAAUGACCAGGCGUAUACAGCCACUGUCAGAGAGGUUCUAUUCACUGCGUUCAAGUGGUAUUACUGUUGUUUACGAAAUUGAAAGGAUGAAAAGCACAUGUCCUGCCCUCUAACCGGGUUGGUGGACACGAAGAGGGUUGUUGGAAAACCCUAAUCCCAAACCAAUGGUGCACAUUGGCUCCAGUAUCCUGAAGGAACAAAUGGCGUAUGAGCCCAUUGUUGGUCACCGGCUACCAUGGGACUGCAUCUCCUCACGUUGCUCCACUACCUUGCCUAUCAGACCUUUAGGUCAAAGACUCUGGGUGUGGCCCCCUGAGAAAACCACCUGUUUCGGUUUGGGCACCCGGGCAGUAUCGCAGCCCUCACACGAACCGAAUGAUUUAUGUGGCGCAUAUC